GCUUUGUCUUCAGUAUCCUUCUUUACACUGACUGCAAUAAGUUUCGACAGACUUCUCGCAUUGACACUGGGGCUUAGGUACAGACAAGUCGUAACUUUGAAAAGAACGCUUACAAGUGUACUUGUUUCUUGGGUUUUUUCUAGUAUUGUGGCAUCAUCAAUUUUCUUUGAAAUUCAGAUAAUUUUAUGGUUUGCCAAAGUAGGUUUCGCUCUAGGUAUAGUCACAACAGUUUUCUCUUAUACAAAAAUUUUCUUCACACUCCGUCAAAACCAAAUUCGUGCUCUACGGAGCGACAUUUCUCGAUGGCCAGCAACUCAAGCAAUUCCACUGAACGUAGCGCGAUACAAAAAGGCAGUGUACAGUGCACCGUGGGUGCAGCUAGCGUUGGUCAUUUGUUAUCUGCCGAAUAAUAUAGUGGUAGCUCUAGAAAUUCAAGGAGAAAUACCUUUAGCAAUUUACCUUACCAGACAAUUUACUUUUACUUUAGUUAAUUUAAACUCGUCAUUAAACCCUCUGGUUUAUUGUUGGAAGAUCACAGAAGUGAGACAGGCCGUCAAAGAAACAUUAAGGAAUAUUUUCUUUUGA
Molecule: messenger RNA, 585 nt
Organism: Porites lobata
Lineage: Eukaryota; Metazoa; Cnidaria; Anthozoa; Scleractinia; Poritidae
Source: the annotation of a GenBank genome assembly